GUGGCAGGUGAGUGACGUAACGAGCAGGCAAGUGGCAUAGCAUUGCAUGUAUCUCCUGGACUGGACUCUCUUGCCUCCAUGUAUCCUUCUUCGUUGCCUGAAAGCCUUGGAAUCACAGUUUAGUCUGGAGAAGCUAUUGCACAUUCCUCGAGAUUCUGUCCCUUGUAAAAUCCGUGCUAAGCGAGGUUGUGCUACUCAUCCCCGUAGCAUUGCCGAGCGUCAGAGAAGAACUAGAAUCAGUGGCAAGCUCAAGAAAUUACAGGACCUUGUAUCCAAUAUGGAUAAGCAAACAUGCUAUGCUGACAUGCUCGAUUUGGCCGUUCAACAUAUUAAAGGUCUUCAAACUCAGCUUCAGAACCUUCACAGAGAACUGGAGAAUUGCACCUGCGGAUGCAAACAAAGCAAAUAAUUAACUUAUUUUGUUUUACGAGAUUCUAUUCUAUGGCAACGUGCAUACAAGUCAAGGUUUUGAUGGCAAAGAAUGAAAACUGAUUUUGUACCGAUCUACUUGAAUGAAUAAUGAAGGAACCGAAAGUUUUUAGAUUGUCAAUGCUACAAUUGUACAGUGUAUGUUGUAAUAUGGUAAUCUAGAAAUAUUUCUUCGUUUUCUUCAAGAAU
Glycine soja is the source of this 618-nucleotide messenger RNA. Its product is annotated as transcription factor bHLH128-like. Gene Ontology annotation, biological process: regulation of transcription by RNA polymerase II. The coding region runs from base 47 to 409 and encodes 120 amino acids. Gene Ontology annotation, cellular component: nucleus. The record is from RefSeq and is a predicted model, not a curated record. Gene Ontology annotation, molecular function: RNA polymerase II cis-regulatory region sequence-specific DNA binding; protein dimerization activity; DNA-binding transcription factor activity, RNA polymerase II-specific. The transcript is spliced from 3 exons. Lineage: Eukaryota; Viridiplantae; Streptophyta; Magnoliopsida; Fabales; Fabaceae.